Messenger RNA from Tupaia belangeri chinensis (Chinese tree shrew), 1614 nucleotides. It is a transcript of the gene UBA5, whose product is annotated as ubiquitin like modifier activating enzyme 5. Lineage: Eukaryota; Metazoa; Chordata; Mammalia; Scandentia; Tupaiidae. The coding region runs from base 123 to 1211 and encodes 362 amino acids. Gene Ontology annotation, molecular function: UFM1 activating enzyme activity. The record is from RefSeq and is a predicted model, not a curated record. The transcript is spliced from 12 exons. Gene Ontology annotation, cellular component: cytosol; cytoplasm. Gene Ontology annotation, biological process: protein ufmylation.
GGCCGCAGUCCGUGGAGCGGCGGCGACAGCGGGUGCGGGAGCUGGAGCGGGAGCUCGCCCAGAAGAGGAGUCGGGUCUCGGGGGCCGGCGACGGAGGGGGCGGCCGGGCCCGCAUCGAGAAGAUGAGCUCCGAGGUGGUGGAUUCCAACCCCUACAGCCGCCUGAUGGCAUUGAAACGAAUGGGAAUCGUAAACGACUAUGAGAAAAUUCGUAGCUUUGCUGUAGCAAUAGUAGGUGUUGGUGGAGUUGGUAGUGUGACUGCUGAAAUGCUUACAAGAUGUGGCAUUGGUAAGUUGCUACUCUUUGACUAUGACAAGGUGGAAUUGGCCAAUAUGAAUAGGCUUUUCUUCCAACCUCAUCAAGCAGGAUUAAGUAAAGUUCAGGCGGCAGAACACACUUUGAGGAACAUCAACCCUGAUGUUCUUUUUGAAGUACACAACUACAAUAUAACCACAGUGGAAAAUUUUCAACAUUUCAUCAAUAGAAUAAGUAAUGGUGGUUUAGAAGAAGGAAAACCUGUUGAUCUAGUUCUUAGCUGUGUGGACAAUUUUGAAGCUCGAAUGACAAUAAAUACAGCUUGUAAUGAACUUGGACAAACAUGGAUGGAAUCUGGUGUCAGUGAAAACGCAGUUUCAGGGCAUAUACAGCUCAUAAUUCCUGGAGAAUCUGCUUGUUUUGCGUGUGCUCCACCACUUGUAGUUGCUGCAAAUAUUGAUGAAAAGACUUUGAAACGAGAAGGUGUUUGUGCAGCCAGUCUUCCUACCACUAUGGGAGUGGUUGCUGGGAUCUUGGUACAAAAUGUAUUAAAGUUUCUGUUAAAUUUUGGAAACGUUAGUUUUUACCUUGGAUACAAUGCAAUGCAGGAUUUUUUUCCUACUAUGUCCAUGAAACCAAAUCCUCAGUGUGAUGACAAAAACUGCAGGAAGCAGCAGGAAGAAUAUAAGAAAAAGGUUGCAGUAUUGCCCAAACAGGAGGCUGUACAAGAGGAGGAAGAUAUAAUACAUGAAGACAAUGAGUGGGGUAUUGAGCUGGUAUCUGAGGUUUCAGAAGAGGAGCUGAAAAAUUCUUCGGGUCCAGUUCCUGACUUACCUGAAGGAAUUACAGUGGCAUAUACAAUCCCAAAAAAGCAAGAAGAUUCUAUACCUGAAGUAACAGUGGAAGAUUCUGGUGAAACUUUGGAAGACCUCAUGGCCAAAAUGAAGAAUAUAUAGAUGGUGGACUGACGUGUCUUUUAUUUCCUGUGUUAAAACCGAUUUCCUUGAAAUUAAUUUUUUUUAACUGAUAAAACUUAAAACAACAUUAACUGGUAUUUUAUCUUCAUUGUUGGUAAUACUUCUGGAAAAUACUGGGACUGCUUAUUCCUCCUCACCCCCUACUAAAUCAGUAACUUUUCUAAAAUGUAUGCUUCAUUCUAGUAAGAAAAUGUAAAAGGGCUAUUGUAGGCCAUUAUAAACUUUGUCACAAACAUCGCCACCGAAAUGUUUUUGCCUUUUGGACUAGGGGAGGGACCAAUCUGAUUCCCUCAUGGUCUGUUGCCUGAGGAUGUGGACAGUACAGUAGUAUGUGAGCCUACAAUAUGAGGAGGACAAGAGGUCAGACCUAGAGAUGAGAGCU